GAGGUGCCUCGUCGCCCCGGCAACCAGGGCGCGCUCCGCACCCACUUAGCACUUGGUUCCCUCAAUGCCGUAGAGCUGGCGGCCCAGGAGGAAUCGCGGAGUCAAGAAAAUCUCUGCCACACACCUCUGUCGACUGCUGAAGUGUAUAAGAUAAACUUCAUAUUUCCAAAUGGAGACAAGUAUGAUGGUGACUGUACAAGAACAUCUUCUGGAAUCUUUGAGAGAAAUGGAAUAGGUAUUCAUACCACUCCUAAUGGGAUUGUCUACACAGGAAGCUGGAAAGAUGACAAGAUGAAUGGUUUUGGAAGACUUGAGCAUUUUUCGGGAGCAGUGUAUGAAGGACACUUUAAGGACAAUAUGUUUCAUGGACUGGGGACAUAUACAUUUCCAACUGGGGCAAAGUAUACUGGAAACUUCAAUGAAAAUAGGGUGGAAGGUGAAGGACAAUAUACUGAUAUCCAAGGACUAGAAUGGUGUGGUAACUUUCAUUUCACUGCUGCUCCAGGCCUGAAACUAAAGCUCCACAUGUAGUAUAUUCUGCAUUAAAGUUUUAAUGUGGUAACUGAAGCUUUUAGUUAUAAAGAAAACUUAGUCAUCUGAAAUAACUUCAUACACUACCUCUGUAUCAUAAUUUUGCCAAUAAAACCAUCAUUCAACAUCUUUUUGAAC
Nyctereutes procyonoides (raccoon dog) is the source of this 669-nucleotide messenger RNA. It is a transcript of the gene MORN2, whose product is annotated as MORN repeat containing 2. The transcript has 5 exons. The record is from RefSeq and is a predicted model, not a curated record. Lineage: Eukaryota; Metazoa; Chordata; Mammalia; Carnivora; Canidae. The annotation marks the transcript as partial.